Physcomitrium patens is the source of this 3303-nucleotide messenger RNA. Lineage: Eukaryota; Viridiplantae; Streptophyta; Bryopsida; Funariales; Funariaceae. The record is from RefSeq and is a predicted model, not a curated record.
GAGGGAGGGAGGGAGGGAAGAAUCACUCACUCACGCUCGCUCAUCAUUUUUUUGGUUUUUGUGUGGGGCUGCUGCAGUGAUUGCUCUGCUUGGUUGGAGGAUGACGAUGGCGAGAUGCCCUAGUGCGCGAUCCUGGAUUUCAAACCGGAGUUUCGGGGUUCUUCCCUGCGACGGAGUCAUUUGAUGCAUGGGAGCGCGGGUUCGCGGGGCGGGAGGCAAUUGUGCGUGGGAGCGGAAGCGUCGGGGAGUUAGUUCCGUGGCAGCUGGCGUUGAUGCGCGAUGGUCGUGACGGAAUGAGCGUGUGCACAAGGGUACAUCAGACGUGCAUUAACUUUGUCUUUAGACGAAGUAUGUUACUGCAAGAAGGUCUAGUGCGGAUGUGCCAGGGGAUGCAGGCGUAAAACAUGGCCUGUAUCUUACGUCUAAGAAUCGUGUAUUUGACAACACCUUGGUGGAAGUCUUCAUAUUGAGUGAUCGACCUCCCUUGCCAUGAUAUCCGUGUACGCUUUCCUCAUCACUAUUCCUCCUGGAUCCCAAAUUACAACUCCGCGAAGCACAUUCUUCCCUUCAGAAGAGUUGAGACAAGCAUCUCAACAUUGUCGAACUUGGUAUUUUCACAAUGUCCAUCAUAGUCCCACAUUGCAGCUUAUUUGGACAAACCAUCACGUGAUUCAUCGAUGGGGUCAGCUGGCAACGUAUUUAUUUCUGUUCAAAGCAUGUUCGUUGAGAGGCCGCACGGUGCUGGCAAGGUCUUUGAAGCCAGUGGAAUUAAAAUCUGAGGUGCUGGAAGUAGCUAUUUGAAUCUGAAUGAGGACUUAUUCAGUUUAGGGUAAGCUAGUCACGGUUUUGUAACCGAAUGGUAUGUCACCUCCACAUCAUUGCAUUCGAUUGAAGCAUUCAAAUAAAUGGAGGGUGGAGGGGAGGAAGAACAUGCAGUGGGGCACCGCUGGACUCGGUCUGAGACAGUGGUUCUUGCGAAUGCCCUGAAGGCUAGGGAAGAAGAAGCACAUGACGUAGCUUCCAAGAGUGCAGUGGGCACUGCCGGUGACAAGUGGGAGAAUAUCUCCAAGUUUUGUCGUAGCCAUGGUGUUACACGCUCAGGUGCACAGUGCAGUAGCAGGUGGAGUAAAGGUCUCUAUCUUGAUUACAAGAAAGUCCGAGACUGGCAGAAAAAAGAAGACGCGGAGUCGUAUUGGAAGAUGAAGGAGAAGAAAAGGAGGGAGCACAAGUUGCCUGGGGCAUUGGACGAAGAAGUUUUCAAUAUUUUGGUGUCUUUUCUAGACCCCGACCUUAAACAAACAGGAACACCAGAGUCUGAGGUGGAUAGUGAUAGACCUUUUCAUGUCACUUCUUCUGCACCAGCGAUUGAUAAGAGUGCCGCUGUACCCCAGCAAGCAGGUCCAUCUGUUUCUGCUGCUUGUGCGACUCCUUCUCAAAUUUCUGGUGGCUCUUCAGAUGGUGUCGGGUCUAUGUCAGACUUUGCACGACUUCAGGCUCGUGCCACAACUGGAGAAUCUCUGCAGCCUUUGAAAUAUCAAAUCGGAGGAUCGCCUGGUGGUGACCAAAAUCCAGUUAUCUCCGGCCAGAAAAGGAAACGAGCUUCCAUAUCAUCUCAUAUUGGAGCCCCAGCAACAGCUGACGGUAGAGUGCACAGUAUCGACCCACCUAAUCUAGAGUCAAUCAAACCUAUCCAUUUCAAUGUACCGCCACCCUUGGACUCCGUCCGCUUCAAUGAACCAACCGUUGCGGAGCGGAGCAGCACAGCGCAAUGGGAUGGUCCUCCAAAUUUAGCCUCCUUAGAAGCCCGUCUUGGGGCGCAAAGUGAGGCUAUUUGGAACCGGGUGCGAAUGCUUAAUGAGCAGGUAGUGCAAGUUGUGGACAUGAGUAAUCAGCGUCUACUUGGCCAGAUGCAAUCUCUUUUUACUCAAAUUCGGUUGCAGCUUCAGGUGAUUAGUGCUCAAAUGCAAGCAAACGUGCACGAAGCAACGCGGUCGCUUCAAGCUGAGCUUCAGUCGGUUCUGCAAGCGCACACUGAGCAGAUCUGUAGCCAAGUGCAAGCUCACUACUCUUCGAGAGUGCCUCAUCCUCAAGGACAAGCACCGCCGAAGGAUAGGGCUGCGCAGAAUAGUAACUGGGGUGGUGACAGGACGCCGAGACCAACGCCCCCUGACAUUCAAGUAGACUUUUCUCAGCUUCCCGUGCCCGUUCCUGUCCCUGUUUCACUUCUGCAGCCUGUUCAAACCGCCCCGGACAAGGAAAAGGUUUUUCGACAACGGACAGGAGAGCUGAGCAGUCCAGCUCCGAGAACCAACCGGCUCCUUCCUCACAUUUCCGAUGUACAGAAAGCGGAGUCGCUGGUUGCUAGUAAGACGUCACGGCUCCCACCGCACAUAAGCGAUGUAGAUAGAAUAUUGAGGCAGCAGCAGGGACUGCCAUUGCCCUCACCGAUGCCCAACUGGAAUCAAGCCUCCUUUGUGAUCAGCGAGCUCGAUCGCGUGCUGGGCCACAAACCGGGUUCUUUAGAUAUGCAUAUGAUUCCACCAGCCCCUGGGCAGUCGAGAUGCACAUAUGCGGUAAAUGAAACGGACAGGAAUUUGGGGCAGCGACAAAGCGCCGAUGUGAAGAUGGAGAAGGCGCCGCCGAGUUCUUUUUCAAUGGCGUUGAGCAUGUCUUCUCAAGGGCCGCCUCUCUGGUCCCAGGGUCCAAUCCAUAGCGAUGUCUUAGCCCUGCCUAGUGUCUCUGAAAACCCGAAUCAAAGUAUAGAAACAUCAAGUGGCCAAGACGUGGAGCCCAACAGCAGGCACCACCCGGCAAGCAGCGAUACAGUUGACGGAGACGAAACUGAAGGCUCUGGUCAAGAUGUGGGCGCUUCGUCUGAGAAAAUGGGAGGGCACCACACACGCGGGGGCGCUCGAGGAAGAACACAGCCGAACCGACUUCGGCUGUGAAGCCCAUUCACGCUUCGGUCAAGAUUUUGCGGAGCAGAUACCAUGUUUCUACCACGCCCCUUAAUACCUUUUUGUUACCGAAGUAAGGUGUUGUCUUCAACCUUCGGAAACUUUUGUACACCAAAAUUCUGGUUACUUUUUUCUCUCUUCCUCUCCCUCUCUCUCGUACUCUCAUCUGCUGGAGGUUUCUGAUAGCUGACAAAUCCACCUGGACUUGAAGUGACACUUUUAUUCGAUAAAUUUUGCCUCUACAUAACCCUUAAACACAGCUGUAAAACGGUACACUCACGACCAUUGGUCGCUAUACAUUACAGAAGUACAAUUUUGUAAAAGCAAGCAAGUUUUUCCACAUUCA